Guillardia theta CCMP2712 is the source of this 396-nucleotide messenger RNA. RefSeq lists its product as hypothetical. Gene Ontology annotation, cellular component: NatC complex. Gene Ontology annotation, molecular function: protein-N-terminal amino-acid acetyltransferase activity. The transcript is spliced from 5 exons. NCBI's taxonomy places the organism in Eukaryota, Cryptophyceae, Pyrenomonadales, Geminigeraceae. The annotation marks the transcript as partial. The record is from RefSeq and is a predicted model, not a curated record. Gene Ontology annotation, biological process: N-terminal peptidyl-methionine acetylation.
AUCGUUGCUCUCAUCGAUAAGGAUUUAUCGGAGCCGUACUCCAUCUUUACCUACCGAUACUUCAUCUAUAACUGGCCUCAACACACCCACAUGGCGAUGCACAACGGGAAAUGCUGCGGUGUGGUCGUCUGCAAGCUCGAGCAGCAUCGGGACUACUUCAGGGGAUACAUCGCCAUGCUGGCGGUAGACUCGGAUCUGAGAGGGAAAGGGAUCGGAACGUGCCUGGUGGGGAAGGCGAUACGCUCGAUGAGAGCGGAGGGAUGCGAGGAGGUCGUUCUGGAGACCGAGUGCAGCAACACUGGUGCUCUUCGACUUUACGAGAACCUGGGAUUUUUUCGCGAUAAGCGCCUUUUGCGAUAUUACUUGAACGGAGGAGAUGCUUUCCGCCUCAAGUGA